Syzygium oleosum is the source of this 3851-nucleotide messenger RNA. RefSeq names its product pentatricopeptide repeat-containing protein At1g76280. The transcript has 13 exons. The coding region runs from base 237 to 2663 and encodes 808 amino acids. NCBI's taxonomy places the organism in Eukaryota, Viridiplantae, Streptophyta, Magnoliopsida, Myrtales, Myrtaceae. The record is from RefSeq and is a predicted model, not a curated record. Gene Ontology annotation, molecular function: protein binding.
ACAUCGCCGUUCCGGGCCCCCACUGAUCCAACUUCUUCCUCCUCCUCCUUUCUCCCCCACUUCGCACUUGGGAAGCUCCAAGGACAGCGAAAAAUCUUUCAAUCCGCGCGCCUCCCGAGCGAAUCUCUGCUGCGCUCAAUGAGCUCCCGCUUCCGCAUCUUCCGACGCGCCUCGCCCGUCGAACGUCGCACGACCGCCUUCUAGCCGGAGAUCUCGGGGGAGGUCCCGGGAAAUCGAUGGCGUCGGAGGCGCUGGGCCGGAAGGUGUGGAGCAGCGCCGGCGGCCUGAGGCGGUUGGAGGGCGUCAGGAGCGGAGGAGAUGAGCGUCGCUUCGGCGCUCGCAGUCCGAUUCUCUCGCGGCGGCGGGCGAGUGCGGGCGAGGACAGGAUGCGCGCAGCUCCUCCGUCGUCGUCUUCUGCUCCGAGAACGAGCUCGCUCGCCCAAUCGGGAGAGAGCGCAAUUGCGUUUGGAUGGACUCGGCAUUUGCGGGCCAGAGCAGGAGGCGGUGGCGUGAUUGGGAAUAACCCGUGGGGUCGGAAGAACAUCACUGACAAGGAGUAUAUGUAUAGAACUCAUGCAACAUCGGGAGCUGAUCAAUGUUUUGGGCAUCAAAUUGUUGAUGCACUACAAUUGGGCGACAGAACCGGAGCUUCCAAUCUUCUUUCAUAUCUUGGCUAUGAGAACCAAUCACUACAGGCUGAUGAUGUAGUUCAUAUCCUUGAUUACUGUGCCAGAUCAUCAGAUGCUUCGCUUUUGGGUCGGAGCGGAACCCACCAAAUGGACUAUGGGAGAGGACAGCAUUCAAUUUGCUUAUCGGCGUUCAGUUUUGCCAUGGAAACUUGGAAAUUGAUUAAUGAGAAGAAGAUCAGCAUAGGUGAAAGAUGCCACAUUCUUACUUUGCAGGCACUUUGUAAAGCUGGUUGCUUGGCAGUGGGACUUAAUUUACUAUCUAAUCUCGGAGAAAAUCAUCAUGUGACUCAUUUCUUGGAUGCGUAUAAUUAUUUCCUAAGGGCCUGUGUUGUUGUGCAAAGUGAACUAUAUGCUGAUUGCUUAGAUCUGAUGGAGCACCGGCUUGUGGGGAAGAAUGAAGCAACUUAUUUGGAACUCCUUGAGAUUGCUGUGUGGAAGCAAAAUCUUUUUGCAGUGCAUCAUAUUUGGAAGGACUAUAGCAAGCACUACAAUUUGGGCCUUACAUCAUUAAGAAAGUUUAUUUGGUCUUUUACAAGGUUGAGAGAUCUAAAAUCUGCAUAUGAAAGUCUGCAACUUAUGGUGGCUUUGGCUACUGGAGGUACUUUAUCUAUUAGAUAUGCAGAGAGAGGUUUGCAUCCUCCAAAGCUAGAUAUUCCAAUACCUUCCAUGAGUGAACUACAGUUGGCGAGAUUUGACACGGAAGAAACUGAACAUAUCUGUGACAAAGAGGAUGGUCUUGCCCGUAACCUGGGGCUAUGCACUACUUAUGGUCCUAGAAACGAAGUCAUGUGUGUUGGAAUCGACACACCAAAUCCUAAAUAUCUUGCGCUUAAGAAUGUGCUGAGCCGAUCAUUCACAGACGUGAUAUGUACUUGUGCACUAACAAGCAACAAUAGCUUGGCAGAGCAGUUAUUUCAACAGAUGCAAAACCUAGGGUUGCAACCAUCCAGUCGUACAUACGAUGGAUUUAUCAGAGCAAUUGUUACUGAGAGAGGUUUCUCUGAUGGUUUGGAGCUGUUGAAAAUAAUGCAAAAGCAGAAACUGAAGCCAUUUGAUUCUACCCUAGCAACCAUUUCAGUGAAGUGCAGUGAAGCCUUGGAACUGGAUUUUGCUGAGGAUCUAUUGGUUCAAAUUUCUGAAUGUCCGCAUCCCUAUCCUUUUAAUGUUUUCCUUGCAGCUUGUAAUGCAAUGCAUGAAAGACCUAUGGUUUGCAUCAUGCAGGAUCAACCUGAGCGUGCAGUUCAUGUAUUGGCAAGAAUGAAACAAAUACAACUUAAACCAAAUAUCCAGACGUAUGAGCUGCUGUUUUCCUUAUUCGGUACUGUGAAUGCUCCGUAUGAAGAGGGAAAUAUGUUGUCACAGGUAGAAGCUGCAAAAAGGAUAGAAGCUAUAGAAAUGGAUAUGGCCAAAAAUGGUGUUGAGCAUAGCCUUAUCUCAUUAAAAAAUCUGCUGGCAGCUCUAGGACAAGAGGGAAUGAUAGAAAAGAUGCUACGUGUGGUAGAAAGCCGUUUUGUUUGCAGUGGGACUUCUGUGGAAGCACCAUUAUACAACGUAGUGUUGCACUCCUUGGUUGCGGCUAAAGAAGGCAGACUUGACGUACUUGAGCAUAUUGUUGAGCUAAUCCAUCAAGAGAAUUUUCAGCCUAACCCGUCAUCCUGCUGCUAUGUCUACACUGCAUAUGUGAACAAUGGAUUUUACAGCACAGCCAUCGAGGCAUUGCGAGUAUUGAGCAUGCGAAUGAUUUGUCAAGCGGAUAACCCUCCUCAAGAAAUGAUGGCUGAAUACGAGGAUUUUAUCUUCAGCGAAGACCCAGAUGCUGAGUCUUAUUUAACUGGCUUCUUUGAAAAUAAUCAGGAUGAUCUUGCCUUCGCCUUGUUGAACUUGAGAUGGUGUGCCAUUGAAGGGAUGCCAAUUGAUUGGUUGCCUGAGCAAAGCCCCUGGGCUCAAAGGCUUGCGAGAUGUACACAAGAAUGAUAUAAAUUGCUGCUCAGCUUCAUGAGUUCUCAAAUUUGUCGUCGGUGGUAUGACUACUCCGGCAGAAGGUGGGAGCCUUCUAAUGAAUCACCCUGGUACUUCAGCAAAUUUUCUUGGUUCUCUUAUUUGUUUUCAAGCUGCUUGCCAUACAAAUGAUUCGUCCUGGUACUUAAGCACUGUUUGCAACCGACUGUUGCACCUUCCCUGGAUGGAUUAGGGCUCUGAAUUGGUUACUAUCAUGUCGGCAUGGGUUUGAAAAUUGGAUAUAAUGGAAAUGAAGUUGGAGAGGAGCAUCUUGAAAUCACAAGGGAAAGUUUUCCUGUAGUUGAAGAUUUGUAUCAUCUCGGCGAUGUGAGGGACUUGUUCGGGACUCUCCACAAAUUCCUACAGAUCUUUUUCCAAGGCCAGAGAGGAUUUUGUAAAUUGUGCCAUCAUUUAUAUUUCUUCUUUUGGUUGCCUAAGUUCCAUGCAACAUUGCAUGAAACUUGAGGGUUUUGCACCCCGUGGCAAUAAUUGUAUCAGGUUCAACGUUUGAUCGAUGAAGGCUGUGUUAGAAGGGAACUUCUCAUCAUUUUUUCCAAUGAACGAAUACCAUACAUCCAGUUCCGCUGGUCAAUAUUCUUCACUAUCUGCUGUGCAGAUAACCCCGAAGGUAAAAGUUUGCAGCGAUUGGUCAGUCCUAUCUUCUCAAGGAAUCGGACAAUGUUCUUCUGCCCAAGAUUCGAGCGAAAUGGUGGCUGCGGCAUCUGGCUGCACGUGAAAUGCCAAUUCAAGAUAUUAUCAUGCAGUCCUGUGGAAUUUGAGUUGUUUGGCCUAUGGUGAUGGACAAAAGAGAGGUGGUGGUUUUGUGAAGGUGGUGAAUGCUCUUCACCGCACCUUUCCCCCUUGUUGCCAUCGAAAGGUGGCAUUUUUCGGGUCGCCUCUGAGUGGGGAGAUUGAGUGUUGUGUGCGACUAAUAAUCUCUGUACAAAACUGCGAUGCAUACUUUGCUUAGCAUGGGGCGGCACGCGGGACAUCUGUAGUCAUAUCGCGCCCGAAUGAGUAGGAACACGAGGAAGGCGUCAUCGGUAGCAAACUAGACUGUUUUUAUCUUCGUUUGUGUUCCUUAAUAUACACGACACUUAUACGAUGGAGAUUGUCGUUGUCCUUGAUCAGAAUGCGGACAAGAUCAAUUGAAAACGCUCGAAA